AUGGAUAACAAAAUUAUUGAUGAACAAGAACAAAGGGGAUCUACUACAAUAAUUAAUAGUAUUAGAGGUGAUAAUGGAGAUCAACCACUAACAACCUCUACAGCAUCAGCAGCACCAACCACCAAUACAGUUAGUGUUGAAGUUAUUGCAGAUUUAGAAUCAAAAAUUAGAAUGUUAAGUGGUCAAUUAGAAUCUGAAAGACAAAAACAAACUCAAAUUGAAUCUGAAAAUAAAAAUUUAAAAAAGAUUUUAGAAGAAUUAUCACCAUCAAAAUCUUUGAAUGCAAGUAGUGGUGGUAUUAAUUAUAAUUUUAAUACCACAAAUAGCAGUUAUAACAAUAACAAUAACAAUAACCACACCACCACCACCACCACCACCACCACCACUAGUGGCAGUAGUAAUAAUAUUAUUAAUAAUACAAUUGGUAGUAAUAGUAGUAGUAAUAAUAAUAGUAAUAGUGGUACACCAAUUAUUGGAUCAACAACUCCAAAUUUAUCAACAUUAAAUAAUAAUAAUAAUAAUAAUACACUAUUAAAUUCACCACAACAAGUUAUAAAUAGUAAUAAACAAUUGGAGGAUACAAUAUCAAAAUUUGAAGAUCAGGUUAUGCAAUUAAAGUUGUGUCUUACAAAACGUGGUCCAUCACAUUCAUUACCAGUUAGUCCAAAAACUAUCCUCAAACCAACAAACAUAAAUAAUUCACCAUUAGCAAAUUCAAGUACAAGCAAUUCAAGUAGUACUAGUAAUGGUACUACCAACUCUUUACCAUCCAAUUCUGUAUUAGAAAGUCAUAAAGUUUUACAACUUAAAAUUGACACUUUUGAACAAAAAUAUUCUUCAAUUAAGAAUAUUUUAUUAGAUAUAACUUCAAAUUCAUCAUUUGAUUAUAAUAAUAGUAUUAGUAAUAAUACUACCAAUAUCAAUAAUAGUAAUAAAAAUAAUAUAGAAAAUACAAUUGAAAUAAACAAUACAACAGAAAUUAAAAAAGAAAAAGAAAAAGAAAAAGAAGAAAAAGAAGAAAAAAAAGAAGAAAAAAAAGAAGAAAAAAAAGAAGAAAAAAAAGAAGAUAUCUCAAUUGUAGAUAAUUCUAGUAAAAUUAAUGAAUGUAAUAAUAAUAAUAAUAAUAAUAAUAAUAAUAAUAAUAAUAAUAAUAAUAAUAAUAAUAAUAAUAAUAAUAAUAAUAAUAAUAAUAAUAAUAAUAAUAAUAAUAAUAAUAAUAAUAAUAAUAAUAAUAAUAAUAAUAAUAAUAAUAAUAAUAAUAAUAAUAAUAAUAAUAAUAAUAAUAAUAAUAAUAAUAAUAAUAAUAAUAAUAAUAUAACGGAAGAUAAAGAAACUUCAGAUACUACAAAUACAGCUAAUAGUAGUAUCUCUGUAAAUAUAGAUUCAAAUAGUACUUUAUCAAUUCCUGAUGAUUCAUCUCUCUCUUCAACAAAGAUUUCUUCUGAUAAUAUGAUAGUGAAUACAAAUAACAAUACUACUAAUGAUUUAUCGAUGAACCAACCAAUUGCAACAUUUGUUUCUGAUGAUACCGAUGUAAAUAGUAAUAAUAAUAAUAAUAAUAACAACAACAGUAACACUAAUAGUAAUAAUACAAAAGAAAGCCAAGAAAAGGAUUCAGAUUCAGAUUCAGAUUCAUCAACAUGUAGUGAUGGAGAGGUAGAUAGUGAUUUAGAAAAUAUGAAGCAAGGAAAAGAUCAACCAGACCAAACUCAACAACAACAACCAAAACAACAACAACAACAAGAAAAUACAAAUAUAUCAAUAGUUUCUACUACAACAACAACAACAAUAGAAACACCAACAAAAUUAGAGGAUGAACAACAAAAACAACAACAACAAAUAGAAAAAGAAGAGAAAAAAUUAAAACAAUCAGUAUUAAAUAUAAAUAUUUAUAAAGAUGAAGAGGAUAAAAAAGAAAAAGUUAAAUAUAUUGUUGCAUUAGAGGAUUUAUCAUCUCUUCCAGACCCACCCUCAAAUGUACCAACAAUUCAUCCAAAAGAUAAAUCACAAAAAGCAAAAUUAGGAGGGGUCCUUGGAGGUAGUACUGGUUCAUUAUCACCAAGACCACCUUCACCCACUCCACAUAAUCACAAUAAUAUAAAUAAUGGUAAUGGUAGUAGUAGUGCACAUAAUUUAUUAAAUUCAGCAGCUUCAACAGCAGCACCAUCAUUACCAACAACCAUUACAUCAGCAACCCCUAGAGCAUCAUCUGAUUCAAUUUUACCACAACCACAACCACAACCACAACCACAACCACAACCACAACCACAACCACAACCACAACCACAACAACCUCAACAACAACUUCAACAAGUACAACAAUCACAACCUCAACCACAACAAGUACAACAAUCAACACCAAAUUCAAGUUCAAAUAAUUUAUCAAUUAAUCAAACAUCUACACAAUCUUUAUCAACACUUCAAACCAAUGAUAAAUCAACAGAAUCAUCAUCAUCACUUGCAACCAAUGACACAAAUAGUACCUACUCUGAAGAGGUUUCAAAUGUAAAGGUGGUACCAUUAUCAGAUAUUGUUAAAGAGGGUAAUUUAAAAAAGAAAGGUGGUGGUGAAGGUGGUCGUCGUAAUUGGACAGUAAGAUGGUUCAAAUUGAAAAAUGACUCACUCAGCUAUUACAAAAAGAGAAAAGAUACAAAACCGAAAGGAAUUAUCAAAUUAAGUCACUCAAAAGUUGAAACACAUAGUGGUAAACCCUUUGGUAUUGUCAUUCUAUCUGGAAUAAAUAGUAAAAAUAUAAUGAGAGAUUAUCUACUAAUGGCUGAUUCUAAAAAAGAACAACAAGAAUGGUUACAAUCAAUUUCUGAUGUUUUAAAACAACUUCAAUCUUAA
Molecule: messenger RNA, 2847 nt
Organism: Dictyostelium discoideum AX4
Lineage: Eukaryota; Evosea; Eumycetozoa; Dictyosteliales; Dictyosteliaceae
Exons: 1
Coding region: 1-2847 (948 amino acids)
Biological process (GO): intermembrane lipid transfer
Source: RefSeq, a predicted model, not a curated record